AUGAGAAGAACUGCCGUCCUCCGCCUCUGCGCUGUGCUGAUCUUCCUCCUCCCCGUCACCAUCUCCGCCAUCUCCCCUGACGGCACCGCCCUGCUCUCCCUCUUGGCUUCCUCAUCCUCGCCGCCGCCGCCGCCGCUGCCCUCGUGGGACGCCUCCCUCGCGACGCCCUGCUCGUGGGAGGGGGUGACCUGCUCACCGCAGGGGAGGGUCAUCUCCCUCGCCCUGCCCAACAUCUUCCUCAAUCUCACCGCGCUGCCACCGCAGCUCUCCUCCCUCACGUCGCUGCAGCUGCUGAACCUCUCCUCCGCCAACAUCUCCGGCGCCAUCCCGCCGUCGCUAGGCCGCCUCUCCUCGCUCCGCCUGCUCGACCUCUCCUCCAACGCACUGUCAGGGCCCAUCCCUGCCGAGCUGGGGGGGCUCUCCUCCUUGCAGUUCCUCUUCCUCAACUCCAACCGCCUCUCCGGCCCCAUCCCCUCCGCCAUCGCCAACCUCUCCUUCCUGGAGAUCCUCUGCCUGCAGGACAACCAGUUCAACGGCACCAUCCCAUCGCAGUUCGGCUCGUUGCUCGCCCUCCAGCAGCUACGCGUGGGCGGGAAUGCGCUCCUCGCCGGCGCCAUACCGCCCCAGCUCGGCCUCCUCACCAACCUCACCACCUUUGGCGCCGCUGCCACCGCCCUGUCCGGCCCCAUCCCGCCGGAGUUGGGGAAGCUGACCAACCUCCAGACGCUGGCCAUCUACAACACUGAGGUCUCCGGUGCCGUCCCCGCUGAGCUGGGAUCCUUGUCGGAGCUCCGCAACCUGUACCUCCACCUGAACCAGCUCGAGGGCCCGAUCCCGCGCGAGCUGGGGAAGCUCCAGAAGCUCACCAGCUUGCUCCUCUGGGGGAACUCCAUCUCCGGCCACAUCCCCAGGGAGCUCUCCAACUGCACCUCUCUGGUCGUGCUCGACCUAUCGGUGAAUAAGCUCUCCGGCGAGAUCCCCGGCGAACUGGGCAGGCUGACCCUGCUGGAGCAGCUCCACUUCUCCGACAACGCGCUCUCCGGCGCCAUCCCCAGCGAACUGAGCAACUGCACCAGCCUCACCACGCUGCAGCUCGACAAGAACGCCCUCUCGGGGGAAAUCCCGCCGCAGAUUGGGAACCUCAAGCUCUUGCAGCUCCUCUUCCUGUGGGGAAACUCCCUGUCGGGGAGGAUACCCCCGUCUCUGGAGAACUGCACCGAGCUCUACUCCCUAGACCUUUCCAAGAACCAGCUCGCCGGCGCCAUCCCCGAGGAGCUCUUCCGACUGACGAAGCUCAGUAAGUUGCUUCUCCUGGGGAACUCCCUGUCGGGGAAGCUUCCCACCGGCGUGGGGACCUGCCAGUCGCUGGUGAGGCUGAGGCUUGGGGAGAACCAGCUUUCCGGGGAGAUCCCCCCGGAGAUCGGCGAGCUCAAGAACCUCGUCUUCUUGGACCUCUUCUCCAACAACUUCUCCGGGAAGCUCCCCGUCGAGAUUGGCAACAUCACGGUACUGGAGAUGCUGGACAUCCACGACAACCAGCUCGCCGGCGACAUCCCCGUCGAGCUGGGCGCGCUGGUGAAUCUGGAGCAGCUCGAUCUCAGCCAGAACAGCUUCUCUGGAGAGAUUCCCCUUAGCAUCGGCAACCUGAGCUACCUCAACAAGCUCAUCCUCAGAGCCAACCGGCUGACGGGGGCGCUGCCCAAGUCCCUCCAGAACUUGCGGAAGCUGACUCUGCUCGAUCUGAGCUGCAAUGGCCUCUCCGGCGCGAUCCCCCCCGAGAUCGGCUCGCUGACGGGUCUGACGAUCAGCCUGGGCCUGAGCUCCAACAAUCUCUCCGGCGAGCUCCCCAGAGAGAUGGCCGGCCUGACCCAGCUCCAGUCGCUCGACCUCUCCGGCAACCAUCUCUCCGGCGGGAUCGCCGUUCUGGGUUCUUUGACAAGCCUCACCUCCCUCAACAUCUCCGGCAACAACUUCUCCGGCCCGAUCCCCGUCAGCCCCUUCUUCAGGACAGUCUCCCCCAGUUCGUAUGCAGAGAACCCGGGUCUCUGCACGUCGUUCGACGGGUUGAUUUGCUCCGCCGACGUCAUCCGGAGAACGGCGCUGAAAUCCAUCAAGAAGGCGGCUCUGGCCUGCGCCAUCCUCGGGUCCGUCACCAUGUCCAUCCUCGCCGUCUGGGUCCUGGUUGGCCGGGGCCGGAUGCCGGCGGCGGCGGCGGGGAUGUCGCCGGCGCUGCCCUCCUCCGGCGAGGAGGACUUCUCUUACCCCUGGACCUUCACGCCGUUCCAGAAGUUCAGCUUCACCGUCGACGACAUCUUGGGCUGCCUCAAGGACGAGAACGUGGUCGGAAAGGGCUGCUACGGCGUGGUCUACAGAGCCGAGAUGCCCGGAGGCGACGUCAUCGCCGUCAAGAAGCUCUGGAAGUCCAAGUCGGAGGACGAGCUGGUGGACGCCUUCGAGUCGGAGAUCGAGAUCCUUGGCCGCAUCAGACAUAGGAACAUCGUGAGGCUGCUGGGAUACUGCUCCAACCGGAGCGUGAAGCUCCUCCUCUACAACUUCAUCCCCAACGGUAACCUGCAACAGCUCCUGCAAGACAGCCGGAACCUCGACUGGGAGACGAGGUACAAGAUAGCUGUUGGGGCGGCGCAAGGCCUGGCCUACCUCCACCAUGACUGCGUCCCGGGGAUCCUGCACAGAGACGUCAAGUGCAACAACAUCCUCCUCGAUUCCAAGUUCGAAGCCUACCUGGCCGACUUCGGCUUGGCGAAGUCGAUGAGCUCGCCCACCUUCCACCACGCCAUGUCCAGAGUCGCCGGCUCCUACGGCUACAUCGCCCCAGGCAAGUAGUCUUCGCAGAGAUGAUCUUCCUCCACCGCCCUCCUCAACCUGCAUGGCUGGUUGGUUCAUUCAGAGCUCUGGUUCUUGCCUGCAGAGUAUGGGUACACGACGAACAUAACAGAGAAGAGCGACGUCUACAGCUAUGGGGUGGUCUUACUGGAGAUCCUCAGCGGGCGCAGCGCGGUGGAGCCGCAGGUGGGAGACGGCCUGCACAUAGUGGAGUGGGUGAGGAAGACGGGGACCUUCGAGCCAGCGGUCAACUUGCUGGACGCAAGGCUACGGGGGAUGCCGGACCAGGCGGUGCAGGAGAUGCUGCAGACGCUGGGGAUCGCCAUGUUCUGCGUCAACUCCUCCCCGUCGGAGCGGCCGACCAUGAAGGAGGUGGUGGCGCUGCUAACAGAGGUGAGGAGCCCGCCGGAGGAGUGGAGCGGGAAGACCUCGCAGCAGCCUCUCAUGAAGCCCCCCGUCGGGGGUUGA
Molecule: messenger RNA, 3312 nt
Organism: Spirodela intermedia
Lineage: Eukaryota; Viridiplantae; Streptophyta; Magnoliopsida; Alismatales; Araceae
Source: the annotation of a GenBank genome assembly